AAGAGAAACUUGUGCGCGUUCGCUGCUCACUCCCAGGGAGACCCGGAGAGAGGGCUGCGGCUGGGCGGGGAGAGGAGCCGGGGUGCGAGCGAGGCCCCGACCCUGAUCACUCUGUCCCCACCCCCGGGCUAUCUUCUUGCGGAGGGUGUGUGCGCCUCGGGGUGAAGCGAUCGCCAGGGAAGGCUGGGGCCAGGCGCGGGAGAAGGCGUCUCCGGGCUGGGGGUCGCUGGCACUGAAACCGGGCUUUGGGGACAUCCCGAAAGUGAGUCCAGCUGGGGGAAGAAACUGAGAGCACCUCGGGCGCUCCGAUAACAGCGAAGUUGGGCGGGAAAAACUUUCCAGGAAGGUAGAGGCCACACUCCGCCGGGGCGGCGAGGGGAGGCGCCGAGAGGAGGAGCGGUCGGGGCCGCGGGAGGGCGCAGGGCGCAGGGCGCCGGCCGCUGGGGAGGGUCCCGGGCGCGAGGCGGAGCCCCGGCGCGCCGCCAGGCUGGUGGGGGACCCGGCGGGCUGCAGAUUCCCUCCGGCUCCCGGAGCCGCGGCAGGACCGGCCAGAAGGCGCCAUGGAGGGGAGCCCCAUCCCGGUGCUGACGGUGCCCACGGCGCCCUACGAGGACCAGCGGCCGGCGGGCGGCGGGGGGCUGCGGCGACCCACCGGCCUCUUCGAGGGUCAGCGCAACUACCUGCCCAACUUCAUCCAGAGCGUGCUGUCGUCCAUCGACCUGCGCGACCGCCAGGGCUGCACCAUGGUGGUGGGCAGCGACGGCAGGUACUUCAGCAGGACGGCCACGGAGAUCGUGGUGCAGAUGGCCGCGGCCAACGGGUACAGAGACUGGGAAGUCCAUGGUCCAGGUGACACAUCUGCCUUCUACUGGAUGGGGCUCUCUACAGUGUCCUGUGGUGACACAGGCAGUCACAUGAUUGGAAGACUGAUUAUUGGACAGAAUGGCAUAUUGUCGACACCUGCGGUUUCCUGCAUUAUCAGAAAGAUCAAGGCAGCAGGUGGAAUCAUCCUCACAGCCAGCCACUGCCCCGGAGGACCAGGGGGAGAGUUUGGAGUCAAGUUUAAUGUUGCCAAUGGAGGUCCAGCACCAGAUGUCGUCUCAGACAAAAUCUAUCAGAUCAGCAAAACAAUCGAGGAAUACGCCAUAUGUCCUGAUCUUCGAAUCGACCUGUCUCGACUUGGAAGACAAGAGUUUGACCUUGAAAACAAAUUCAAACCAUUCAGAGUGGAGAUAGUGGACCCAGUGGAUAUCUAUCUCAACCUCCUUCGGACCAUCUUUGACUUUAAUGCCAUCAAGAGUUUGCUCACUGGGCCAGGCCAACUGAAGAUCCGCGUUGAUGCAAUGCAUGGAGUAAUGGGACCGUACGUGAGAAAAGUUCUGUGUGAUGAGCUGGGGGCCCCAGCCAAUUCUGCAAUAAACUGUGUUCCCCUGGAAGACUUUGGAGGGCAGCAUCCUGACCCAAACCUGACAUAUGCAACGACCCUUCUGGAAGCCAUGAAAGGAGGAGAAUACGGGUUUGGAGCUGCAUUUGAUGCUGAUGGGGACCGUUACAUGAUCCUCGGCCAAAAUGGCUUCUUUGUGAGCCCUUCCGACUCCCUGGCCAUUAUUGCUGCCAACCUCUCUUGCAUUCCGUAUUUCCGUCAGAUAGGGGUCCGAGGGUUUGGGAGGAGUAUGCCAACCAGCACGGCCCUGGACAGAGUGGCCAAAUCAAUGAAGGUCCCUGUAUAUGAGACCCCAGCUGGAUGGAGAUUCUUCUCAAAUCUGAUGGACUCGGGACGGUGCUCCCUCUGUGGAGAAGAGAGCUUUGGCACUGGCUCUGAUCACCUCCGGGAAAAAGAUGGCCUCUGGGCAGUCUUGGUCUGGCUCUCCAUCAUUGCUGCCCGGAAGCAGAGUGUGGAGGAAAUUGUCCGAGAUCACUGGGCCAAGUUUGGCCGCCACUACUAUUGCAGGUUUGACUAUGAGGGGCUGGAGCCCAAGACAACGUAUUAUAUCAUGAGGGACCUGGAGGCCCUGAUCACAGACAAGUCCUUCAUCGGCCAGCAGUUUGCUGUGGGGAGUCACGUCUACAGUGUGGCGAAGACAGACAGCUUUGAAUAUGUGGAUCCUGUGGAUGGCACUGUGACCAAAAAACAGGGCCUGAGGAUCAUUUUCUCGGAUGCAGCCCGGCUCAUCUUUCGGCUCAGCUCCUCCAGCGGCGUGCGGGCCACCAUCAGACUGUAUGCAGAGAGCUACGAGAGGGACCCCAGUGGCCAUGAUCGGGAGCCACAGGCAGUGCUAAGCCCUCUCAUAGCCAUCGCGCUGAAAAUAUCCCAGAUUCAUGAGAGAACUGGCCGGAGGGGACCCACCGUCAUCACCUGAACGGAGGAAAGAUCAUUCAGCAGGGCCAAAGAGAGUGCUCGGCGGGGUGCUCCACCAAAGCCUUCUUGCUACCUGUUUGUGCCUCUUAUGACUUUGGAAAAAACAAAAGAUAUUUUGCUGUUGGGGGGAGGGUUGUGGGUGGGAAAAGAAAACAAUCCAUUUUGUUUUGGUUUUUUUCCAGUUCCUCCCAGUGCAACAGGGUCUGGUCUUUAGUUGUCUAUUAAAGCUGCAUUAUUGGUUGAUAUCUAUAUUUUAUCACAUGAAGGAACCUCCCCUUUUGAGAGGAGUAAGUGGGCCAGAAAACUGUUAAUCAUAGCAUCUGUGCAUCAUUGGUACCACAUGAGAAAAGGUUCUGAAAUAGUGAAAGAGAGAGCAGUGCCAGAAUUAAGCUGAUCCCAAGCCACAGGAGACCUGGGCAGGCAGAAAAGACACUCCCCAGCAUGGAGGAGGACUGAGCUUUUCCUUCUAGGUCAGGUCUACACUGGGGAAAGGUUUUGUAACUGCUAAUAGCCCAUGUUGCUCCUGUCAACCACCUGAUGGCCCAAUCUCCCCCCAUCCCAUCCCCGACCUUCUCUCACAUCUAACACUUUCUACAGAUCACAAUGGCACGCUUCCAACAAAGCAUAUCAAAGGGUGUUUUUCCUUUCUUAUUUUGUAAAUAUUAUGUUAGCUAUUAAGUUGGCUGCAUUCCUUCAAAUCCAGCCAUCCAUUGUGCAGGUGGGAAGGAGUUUAUUGGCAAUACUCUGCAGAUGAAUGCUUAAAAUUUGGGGGGCCCUUUCUUGAUUACAUCACAUAGGUCGAUACAUGGGUUUAUACAAAUCUGUCCUGUGAAGACAAAAAUACCACCAUGUCACACUAUCUUUCUGACUUUCCCAGUAAGGACCUAUUUUAAUGCACUUGUGUGGACACAGUUCUGAUCUUGUAAUGGCUGUGAAAGGAGAGGGUGAAACACUGUAAAAGUAGGAAAUGAAGUGGGUGCUGGAGGAAAAUAUCACUAGUGGUACACUUAUGGGCCUGAUGGGAUGGAGAGGCAGGUAAGGACUCCUGCUGAGAAGAGGAGAAUCGCCUCUGGCUUUCUUUGCCUGGGAAAAGGAUAUUGUAGCUCUAGCAGCCUUAUCUGUCCUCAGCCAGAACACUCUGUGCAUGGGACCUGUUUGCAUCUGCUUUGCUUCCUUGGGAACGGCACACUCACUGAUCAUGUUAUUUGCAGAGAUCAUCUGGUGCACUUUGACUCUUAAGCAAUGCAUUGUUGCUGUAGCCAAGGUUAGUGCAAGCAAGGAAACAUUCCCAGUAAAGCAUUUGUUUCCAUUUUCUGUCUAUGCUCUUGUCAGGAACUUGCUAGGACAUUUAGUAGCCAAUAAAAAAGAAAUUCUUUAUUUCAACUUUA
Messenger RNA from Cynocephalus volans (Philippine flying lemur), 3747 nucleotides. RefSeq names its product phosphoglucomutase 5 (gene PGM5). The coding region runs from base 561 to 2360 and encodes 599 amino acids. Lineage: Eukaryota; Metazoa; Chordata; Mammalia; Dermoptera; Cynocephalidae. Gene Ontology annotation, molecular function: magnesium ion binding; phosphoglucomutase activity. The transcript has 12 exons. Gene Ontology annotation, biological process: carbohydrate metabolic process; striated muscle tissue development; myofibril assembly. The record is from RefSeq and is a predicted model, not a curated record. Gene Ontology annotation, cellular component: adherens junction; sarcolemma; cell-substrate junction.